This is a messenger RNA of Daldinia decipiens, 921 nucleotides long. RefSeq lists its product as uncharacterized. The record is from RefSeq and is a predicted model, not a curated record. Bases 1 to 921 code for a protein of 306 amino acids. Lineage: Eukaryota; Fungi; Ascomycota; Sordariomycetes; Xylariales; Hypoxylaceae. The transcript has 4 exons.
AUGGUCAGCUAUCGUAUGAUUGCCGUUGCCGGCUUCCUCGCCAGUGUCAGCGCUCUUCCGCUAAACAUUAACCUUGGCGCCUACUCUCCCGCAUUGGUGGUUGGUGAUGGUGAGAUUUCGUUCGGUGGAGGUCAAGAUGUGACGAGCUUGAUGAACGCCUUGGAGGGUGCAGCAGUCAACGCUGCUACCGGGUCGACUAGAGCCGCCACUCAAAAUCCUGCUUCCGCACCUGUAGCCGCAAGCCCUAUUACCACCCCAGUGGAAGAUGAUGGUGUUGUGGCCGCCCAAAGCAUUCCGAGCAAAGAUGACGAAAUUUCCAAAGCCCUUAAAGCCCCCGAGGUUCCCGAGGCUUCUGCCGCGUCCACUACUACUACUUCAGACCCUAACUUGGAGCAACAAGCCGCUCAAAUAUCAGGUCUACAAGGCAUGGGAAAGGAGAUCGCUCCUCGUGACUCCGAGUCUCCCAAGGCCAAGCGUGAUCUGGCUGGCUUUGACAGGGCUCUUACAUUUGCCGAGGCCGCCUUAACCAAGGGGCCUACCAUCCAGCUUGGCACUGGCGAGGGUGGUGCUGGUGUCGGUAUCAUUGUUGAUAACAAUGGCGGUGCUGUUGGCGAGCGUGCCAGGGCAGCUGCUAAGCGUGAUGAAUCUUCCUCGCAACCACGCCGACGAACCAAGGUUACCCGCAUGUAUGUCAAGCGUGGUGUCCCUGCUACUAUCCAGACAUCUAGUAAAUUCGAAGCUCGCUCCGUCCAGCCCCUCCCUGUUUCGCAGGCCGCAUCAGUGGCUAAGCGAGAAAGCACUUCUUCCGAUACCAUCGACGCCAUCAACCUAAACGUGGAUGACGCACAAGGCUUCACGAUGACGUUUGUUGAGACAACAGAAGACGAUGACGAUGCCGCGAUAGACGAAGCGCAUGAGUAA